AUGGCUCUUGCUUCCAAAGAAAUGGCCUCGAAUAUUGGAAGCAUGGCCAUUGCUGCCAUAGAAAUGGCCUCGAAUAUUGGAAUCAUGGCCCUUGCUGCCAUGGAAAUGGCCUCGAAUAUUAGAAGCAUGGCCUUUGCUGCCAUGGAAAUUGCCUCGAAUAUUGGAAACAUAUCCCUUGCUUCCAAAGAAAUGGCCCCGAAUAUAGGAAGCAUGGCCCUUGCUGCCAUAGACAUGUUCUCGAAUAUUGGAAUGAUGGCCCUUUUUUCCAUGGAAACGGCCACGGAUAUUGGAAUGAUGGCCCUUGCAUCAAUAGAAACGGCCACGAAUAUUGGAAUGAUGGCCCUUGCUUCCAUAAAAACGGCCUCGAAUAUUGGAAAAAUGGCCCUUGCAUCCAUAGAAACGGCCACGAAUAUUGGAAUGAUGGCCCUUGCUUCCAUAGAAACGGCCACGAAUAUUGGAAUGAUGGCCCUUGCUUCCAAAGAAACGGCCACGAAUAUUGGAAUGAUGGCCCUUGCUUCCAUAGAAACGGCCACGAAUAUUGGAAUGAUGGCCCUUGCUUCCAUAGAAACGGCCACGAAUAUUGGAAUGAUGGCCCUUGCUUCUAUAGAAACGGCCACGAAUAUUGGAAUGAUGGCCCUUGCUUCCAUAGAAACGGCCACGAAUAUUGGAAUGAUGGCCCUUGCUUCCAAAGAAACGGCCUCAAAUAUUGGAAACAUGGCUCUAGCUUCCAUAGAAAUGACCUUGAAUAUAGGAAGCAGGCCUCGAAAAUUGGAGUCAUGA
Mya arenaria is the source of this 780-nucleotide messenger RNA. RefSeq lists its product as uncharacterized. The transcript has a single exon. The record is from RefSeq and is a predicted model, not a curated record. Bases 1 to 780 code for a protein of 259 amino acids. Lineage: Eukaryota; Metazoa; Mollusca; Bivalvia; Myida; Myidae.